AUGGCCAUUGCAAAGCAAAGCAUCUUGAGAUUUGGCUUCAAAUGGCUCUUCCUUGCAGCUUUUAUGCUAGCCUGUGAUGGACAAGGUGGAAAGAGAGAGAACGGGGGUCCUGCCUGUUACGGGGGAUUUGAUUUGUAUUUCAUUCUAGACAAGUCAGGAAGUGUCCUGCACCACUGGAAUGAAAUCUAUCACUUUGUGGAGCACUUGGCCCGCAAGUUCAUCAGCCCCCAGCUGAGGAUGUCCUUCAUUGUGUUUUCAACUAGAGGGACCAUUCUAAUGAGGUUAACAGAAGACAGGGAACAGAUCCGCCAGGGGCUGGAAGAGCUGCAGAAAGUCCUUCCAGGAGGUGACACGUACAUGCAUGAAGGCUUUGAAAGGGCAAGUGAACAGAUUUACUAUGAAAAUGUUCAUGGUUACAGAACUGCAAGUGUCAUCAUUGCACUGACAGAUGGAGAACUCCAUGAAGACCUGUUUUUCUACUCUGAGAGGGAGGCUAACCGGUCGCGUGACCUGGGAGCAACAGUGUAUUGUGUUGGUGUGAAAGACUUCAACGAGACCCAGCUGGCCAGAAUUGCCGACAGCAGAGAUCAUGUCUUCCCAGUGAAUGAUGGCUUUGAAGCCCUGCAGGGCAUCAUAGACUCUAUCCUGAAGAAGUCCUGUAUAGAAAUCCUGGCAGCGGAGCCUUCCAGCAUAUGUGCAGGGGAGUCGUUUCAGGUGGUUGUGAGAGGAAAUGGAUUUCGCCAUGCCCGGAACGUUGACAGGGUGCUCUGCAGCUUCAGGAUCAACGACACCCUUACCCUCAAUGAGAAGCCUUUUGUAGUGGAAGAUACCUACUUACUGUGCCCAGCACCUGUGCUGCGAGAAGUUGGCAUGGAAGCAGCUCUUCAGGUCAGCAUGAACGAUGGUCUGAGCUUCAUCUCCAGCUCCGUCAUCAUCUCCAGCACACACUGUUCAGAUGGGACCAUCCUGGCUAUCGCUUUGUUGAUCCUCUUCCUCCUGCUGGCCUUGGUUCUUCUCUGGUGGUUCUGGCCUCUUUGCUGCACAGUGAUCAUCAAAGAGCCCCCCCCUCCUCCUGCAGAAGACAGCGAGGAAGAAGAUGACGAUGGCCUUCCAAAAAAGAAAUGGCCAACGGUAGAUGCCUCUUAUUAUGGUGGACGAGGAGUUGGUGGCAUCAAACGAAUGGAGGUGCGCUGGGGAGAAAAGGGCUCCACAGAAGAAGGUGCUAAGUUAGAGAAAGCCAAGAACGCCCGGGUGAAGAUGCCAGAGCAGGAAUACGAGUUCCCUGAACCCAGGAACCUGGCGAACAACAUGCGGAGGCCUUCGUCUCCUCGGAAGUGGUACUCCCCAAUCAAGGGGAAGCUGGAUGCUCUCUGGGUCUUGCUGCGGAAGGGUUACGACCGUGUGUCUGUGAUGCGCCCACAGCCAGGAGAUAAG
Nestor notabilis (Kea) is the source of this 1434-nucleotide messenger RNA. RefSeq names its product anthrax toxin receptor 1 (gene ANTXR1). NCBI's taxonomy places the organism in Eukaryota, Metazoa, Chordata, Aves, Psittaciformes, Psittacidae. Gene Ontology annotation, molecular function: signaling receptor activity. The annotation marks the transcript as partial. The record is from RefSeq and is a predicted model, not a curated record. Gene Ontology annotation, cellular component: membrane. The transcript has 17 exons.